This is a messenger RNA of Procambarus clarkii (red swamp crayfish), 1391 nucleotides long. The record is from RefSeq and is a predicted model, not a curated record. NCBI's taxonomy places the organism in Eukaryota, Metazoa, Arthropoda, Malacostraca, Decapoda, Cambaridae.
AGGACCUCACGUACUCUCUCUAAAGAUUGUUGAAUAAUUAGUGCUGAGCGGUUAUCGUGUUUCUUGAGGCAGAUUAGAACACCAUUAGGUGGGAUGUGCGCAAAGUCAUACGAUGUGUUGCAUAAUGUAUUUCUGUGAUCGAGUGGGCACCUAGCAUCGAGGUUCCCUUGACACUAGGAGGCCGAGCUAGCCUUCAUCUAGAUGUGGCUACAUGACCUAGCAUCGAGGUUCCCUUGAGAAGUGUAGCCUGCCCAUAGCAUUUAUCGGCCACCUAGCCUUCACCUAGCCACACCAGGCUACCUGGUGUUUGCCUAGCAUCGAGGUUGCCUUGACAUCAGUAGUACGCUCUGGCCCACACCUAGAUUUGUCCACCUGGGAAAACACUAUUUACAGUGCGCUGGUGUUGACAACCUCUGCCAGGAUACGAGUGGUGUUUCAAGUUCCGCGAGGUCCGCAGGUGUUGAAAAUCGCGGGGUGUGAUGUGAGACGCGACUAUGCUUGGGCCACCUCGGUGUCUGCCCCUCUGGGCUCACGAUGGGCACAGAGGCAACCUGAUAAGGUCUUCCUGGAGCGGCCUAAGUCGGCCUAGUAGAAAAGCUAGAGAAAUAUAGGAGUGGAAGGAAUAGGUAAAGAUGGCGCCCAAGAAACCCGAAGAGAAGAAAGACAAUGGAGAAGACUUGUCAGCGUCGGAGAGACUCACUGUGGCGGUGCGCGUCCGGCCCCUCACCUCAGAGGAGAAGAACAAGGGCUGUUACCGCAUCACACAGCCUAUCGACACCAAGAUGCUGAUGAUGCAGGAGCAGGAGACAGACAGAAACGAUCAUCUCCGACAGAACAGAAAGACGGACAAACAGUUCGUCUUUGACAGACUCUUCAGUGAGGAUUCCAACCAGAAGGAGGUGUACGAGGACACGACGAAGGUGCUGGUGGAGGAUGUGAUGACGGGGUUCAGCGCGACAGUGUUCGCGUAUGGUGCGACGGGGGCGGGCAAGACCUUCACCAUGGUGGGCAGCAGCGAGCAGCCGGGCAUCAUGGUCAGGGCUCUCAACGACCUCUUCACUGCCCUUGACCCGGAGAACAACCCCAAGACUAAGAUCACCAUGUCGUACCUGGAGAUCUACAAUGAGAACAUCCGGGACCUGCUCCAGCCCAGUGGGACUCUUGAACUCCGCGAGGACGCUAAGACCGGAGUCAUCCAGGUGGCCGGACUCUCGGAGAAGGCCGUAGUCUCUACCAAGGAGGUAAUGAAGUUGUUGACAAGGGGCAACAAGGAGAGGACGUGUGAGCCCACCGCUGCCAACAAGACCUCCUCUCGUAGCCACGCCCUUCUUCAGGUGAGUUUACCAGCCUCGUCCUCGUGGGUUUACUGCACUAGCUUCCCUUCUAGUUAG